Messenger RNA from Electrophorus electricus (electric eel), 6296 nucleotides. RefSeq names its product EPH receptor A5. Gene Ontology annotation, biological process: axon guidance; ephrin receptor signaling pathway; protein phosphorylation. The record is from RefSeq and is a predicted model, not a curated record. Lineage: Eukaryota; Metazoa; Chordata; Actinopteri; Gymnotiformes; Gymnotidae. Gene Ontology annotation, molecular function: protein binding; transmembrane-ephrin receptor activity; ATP binding. Gene Ontology annotation, cellular component: dendrite; plasma membrane.
UGCGUAUUUAUUUUCUUCUAAUUAUUGUCAAUGACGCUAUUGUCUCCGAUACCUUCCGUGGGAAGGAUUUAGUACUGAGCCUAAAUUUCAGCACAUUCAUUUCGCCCCGAAUUUGAAUUAUAUUUUCAGUGAUGAGUAUGUAUGCACGGUGGAGUUAUUUCAAACGGCUUUCCUUAAAAGUAUGGAUUUUCUUCUUAAGCCUCGCAGUGUUGGAAACGCUAUGCAUUCCUAGUAACGAAGUGAACUUGCUGGACUCGCGCUCUGUAAUGGGUGACCUAGGAUGGAUAGCCUACCCGAAGAACGGGUGGGAAGAAAUUGGAGAGGUAGAUGAAAACUAUGCCCCAAUUCACACCUAUCAGGUGUGCAGGGUGAUGGAACACAACCAGAACAACUGGCUGCAGACCAACUGGAUCCUAAACGAAGGUGCCCAGAGGGUGUUUGUGGAGCUCAAGUUCACUCUGAGGGACUGCAAUAGCCUGCCUGGCGGCCUGGGCACCUGCAAGGAGACUUUCAACGUGUUCUACUAUGAGUCCAAUGACGAGGACAACAGGAACAUCCGUGAGAGCCAAUAUACUAAAAUUGACACCAUCGCAGCAGAUGAGAGCUUCACGGAGCUUGAUCUUGGAGACAGGGUCAUGAAGCUGAACACGGAAGUGAGGGAUGUGGGGCCGCUCACAAAGAAAGGCUUCUACCUGGCCUUCCAAGACCUGGGUGCCUGUAUUGCUCUUGUGUCCGUUCGCGUCUUCUACAAGAAAUGCCCCCACGUGGUGAAGAACUUGGCCUUCUUCCCGGAUACUAUAACUGGAUCGGAUUCCUCGCAGCUCCUGGAGGUGCCGGGGACCUGCGUCAACAACUCGGUGGCUGAGGAGCCACCCAGAAUGCACUGCAGCGCAGAAGGGGAGUGGCUGGUGCCCAUUGGGAGGUGCAUGUGUAAGGCGGGCCAUGAGGAAGUUAACGGGUCCUGUCAAGUCUGUAAUCCAGGAUUCUACAGAUCUGCUCUGCAGACCAGAGCAUGUAGUAAGUGUCCUCCACACAGCUUUACCAGAACCGAGGCUUCCACCUCCUGUCAGUGUGAGCAGGGUUACUACAGGAAGGACACGGACCCAACCAACAUGGCCUGCACAAAGCCACCUUCAUCCCCACGGAACGCCAUCUCCAAUGUGAAUGAGACGAGUGUGUUCCUGGAAUGGGCCCCACCCGAGGAGACUGGUGGCCGCAAGGAUGUGACCUACAGUGUGGUGUGCAGGAAGGCUGGCGCCGACCUGGCCCACCAUGAGCCCUGCGGUGGACACGUCCGCUACCUGCCCCAGCGCACGGGUCUGUGCAAUGCCUCCGUCAUGGUGGUGGACCUGCUGGCCCACACCAACUACACCUUUGAGGUGGAGGCAGUGAAUGGUGUAUCUGAGCUCGCCAAGCCGCUGCGCCAGUACGUGUCCUUGAAUGUGACGACAAACCAGGCGGCGCCAUCUCCGAUCACAGUGGUGAAGAAAGGGAAAACAGCGAAAAACAGCAUCUCCUUGUCCUGGCAACAACCAGACCGCCCCAACGGCAUCAUCCUGGAGUAUGAGAUCAAGUAUUUUGAAAAGGAUCAGGAGACUAGUUAUACCAUCAUCAAGUCAAAGGAGACAGAGAUUGUGGCAGAUGGGCUGAAGCCAUCCUCAGCCUAUGUCUUUCAGAUCAGAGCACGCACCUCUGCAGGCUAUGGCAGUUUCAGUCGCCGCUUUGAGUUCGAUACCAGCCCUUACCUGUCAGCCUCCAGAGAGCAAGGUCAGGUGCCCGUCAUCGCCGUGGCAGUGACUGUGGGCAUCAUCCUGUUAGCGCUGGUCACUGGUUUCCUGCUCAGUGGCAGGCACUGCGGCUACAGCAAAGCAAAGCAGGAUCCCGAGGAAGAGAAGAUGCAUUUCCACAAUGGCCACAUUAAAUUCCCAGGGGUGCGUACAUAUAUUGAUCCUCACACCUAUGAAGAUCCCAACCAAGCUGUCCACGAGUUUGCCAAGGAGAUUGAUGUCUCCUGCAUCACAAUAGAGCGUGUGAUAGGAGCUGGUGAGUUUGGCGAGGUAUGCAGUGGCCCGCUCAAGUUGCCAGGGAAGAGAGAGAUCCCCGUGGCCAUCAAAACCCUGAAAGCAGGCUACACGGAAAAACAGCGCAGAGACUUCCUGGCUGAGGCUAGCAUCAUGGGCCAGUUCGAUCACCCCAACAUCAUCCAUCUGGAAGGCGUGGUCACUAAGAGCAAACCAGUGAUGAUCAUAACUGAGUACAUGGAGAACGGCUCUCUCGACACCUUCUUAAAGAGGAACGACGGGCAGUUCACAGUGAUCCAGCUGGUGGGCAUGUUGCGGGGCAUCGCCUCAGGCAUGCGUUACCUCUCCGACAUGGGCUACGUGCACCGCGAUCUGGCCGCUCGCAACAUCCUGGUCAACAGCAACCUGGUGUGUAAGGUGUCCGACUUUGGCCUGUCGCGAGUGCUGGAGGAUGACCCAGAGGCAGUCUACACCACACGCGGAGGGAAGAUUCCCAUCAGGUGGACAGCCCCGGAGGCCAUUGCUUACAGGAAGUUCACCUCAGCCAGUGACGUGUGGAGCUAUGGCAUCGUCAUGUGGGAGGUGAUGUCAUAUGGCGAAAGACCUUACUGGGAGAUGAGCAAUCAAGAUGUGAUAAAGGCUGUCGAGGAGAGCUAUCGGCUGCCAGGACCCAUGGACUGUCCUACAGCCCUAUACCACCUUAUGAUGGACUGCUGGCAGAAGGACAGGAACAGCCGCCCCAAGUUUGAUGAGAUUGUAAGCUUACUGGACAAGCUUAUCCGUAACCCGAGUAGUCUGAAAAGCGUGGUCAACCCGUCCAACAGGGUGUCCAAUUUAUUAGUGGAGCAUGGCAGCACAGAAUUCUGUUCGUUCAGCUCUGUAGGGGAAUGGUUAGAUGCCAUAAAAAUGGGUCGAUACACCGAGCUUUUCAUGGAAAGGGGAUACACUUCACAGGAUGUAGUCUCUCAAAUGACCUUGGAUGAUCUGAGGAGGGUUGGAGUCACUCUGGCUGGGCACCAGAAAAAGAUCCUCAGUAGCAUCCAAGAGAUGCGAGUCCAGAUGAUGAAUGCCACCAUACCUGUCUAAAGCUGCCCUCAGACGUCCCAGCCUACAGUAGUAGCCUAGCACUUUUUACCAUGGACUCUUAUUUAUUGUAUGGAACUAUUGAACUAUUUAAGGGGGAAUUAUUUGAUAUUCAUGGGUAAGGAAAUGGCAGGAACUCACUGACAGGACAAGGAGUUCUCACAGACAUGGACAGUUUUGGUAUUUCACAGGCCAAGUUGGAUGUGGUAGAAGUGAAACAUUUUGGGGGCCUGGGGAGUGGGGAUGUGGCGCUUCUCCAGGUAGGACCAUUGACCAGGUGUCAGGAGUCCCAGAACUGAUUGUACAGUGCUUUUUCAAAACCUCAUGCAACAAUACAAUUACCUCCAGAAUGCAGAACCUACAGUCUUACACUGACAGAUGUCAUUCCACACAGGAUCACUCAAACCUUAGGGCAUGCAGUAAGAUUUAAACCAUAUCAAUUGAAGGAAGAAGCGGCUGUGUAUUACAAAGCAAUAUUAGAUGUCAAGCUCUUUUUGUUUAUUUGGGUUUUUUGUUUUUGUUUUUUAUUCGUUUUGGCCUUUUUAUUUGUUUGUUUUAUAAUUUUGUGAGGAUUUGUUGUUUAUUUUUAGGUUUUAGGAUUUUUUUUUUUUUUUUAAAGCAAUGAAUACAUAUGUACAGAUUUUCCUUUUGUACAACAUAUGUGUCUAAAGCCCGGGAAAAUACAUAUAAAGUAUUACACUUCAAGGACUAGACUGUAUUUGAUUUCAGCCAUUAAAAUUGUCUUUGUAAAUAGUGUAUAGUUAGAUAAUGUAAAGGGAAAAUUCAUCCAUGUUCAUAUUCUUAGCUGGAGUACAUAGCUGUAAAACAUUAGUAAAAAGAUGGGCUUACAUAUUUUGUACAGUUCAUUAAUAUUCAAUGCUUCAAAUGUUUUUCAAUAACUCAUCAGUUACAGCUGAUCGUUUUACUGUACCUGAUGUGUGAAUUCUAAAAGUGACUUUGUGCUAUGUUGAUACUUUUAGUUUCUUAUUUAUUUAAUUUUACCCAAAAGGUUACCUGGCAUAUAUAUUUUUAGUCAAGGGCUCGAGGGCACAACUUUGUGCAGUCAUCAAUUUUACAACAUUAGAUCUCAGUAGCUUAUAGAAUAAAAUCUCCCUGAAUGUGGAAAUACCUGAAGAGUACUUUGCAAUGGCCUGUCCUGAUUUAAGUAUUUCAUCCUGGUAAAACCACACAGACAUACCAUAAGUUUCAAUUAAAUAUUUUUAAUUAGUAGAUCAUAUUUACAAGUCUGACAUUGAACAAUCAGAGUUUUUAAUUGAAAAUUGAUUUUUCUAAAGAUAAUAUAUUCACAGAGUAAAUGUAAAGAUUUCAAAACUAGUACUGACCGACACAUCUCUGAGCAGCGUGUGUGCAGCUCAGGUUUCUGAAACAGCUAAUACAGCUAAUCAAACCAGUGAAGUCUUCUGGGGUCAAAUGACUGUGCAGCCUAUAAAUAUAAAUGUACAUUUUAAUAACUAUAAACCAUUUACUAAGCAAAUGAUAUAUUGGGUUACCAUCAGUUAACACAAGUAAUGACAAAAUGCUAAAACUAGAAAAAACUUACAGUAUAUACUUACAUCCAGCAUGCCAAAAAGAAAACCAGAAUUAUUACUGUUUUUGUCCAAGUUGCACCUUAUACCCAAUACCUUGUGAUACAUUACUUGUUUUUGAAUCAUGCAAGCUGAUACCUACAUUGUAUCAUCAUGUGUUCACAUGCAGCAUAGGUUACUUGUAAUUACACAUGGUGCUUGCCUGCACAGUCUAAUUGUUGAUUACUCAUUUACAUGCUGUAACAAUAUGCUUCAUAAUUAAGAUGGAAGUGAAGAACACAAUGAAACCACUAUGAAGCUGUUAGUGACGUUUGAUAUUGUCUUUACCGUUUUUUCUGUUAUGAACACCUUAGCCAACUUGUGUGAUGACGCUUAAUUUAUUUGUAUUGAGCGUCCUGUUGUGAAACAGCAACAUCUGUUUUCUGCUGAAUGUUUUUUGAGAUUUUAAAUGGUAUUUUUACAAAUAUGUGUUCAUUUCAACCAAUUGUUGCCAAUUUGUUUUAUCAAAUGGGCCAAGGACAAAUUGUGGACAUUUCAGUUUAAACAAGUGAAUUUUAAUUUGAAUAAAAACUUAGACCAUUUUUCGUUCACAAAUUUAACAUUAACAUAGUUCUAAUUAGGAAUCAUAGUCAUAGCACAAUAAAAAUAGAAAACUGACACAUGCACUUUUAGAAUUAUUUUAGCUUUGCAAUUUGCAUUCCUGAAAGAAAAGCAGACAUUUUUGCUUCAAGAGCACUACAGAAAUAAUUAGUCCUAUGAAAAUUAAACAUGCACCUUACACAUACACUCCCACUUAUACACACUCAACAAUAGCUCUUACAAGAACAAAAUGUUUUCUUAUUAGCCUUUAUCAUGCUCAACUAAUGUUUUAAAGUUUGAAUAACUUUGCUUCAGAGCUGGUUUGUGAAUUCAGGUAAGCAGCAUAUGAUUCAUAGCAGAGGGCUUCAGGCAUACACUUACUCUAGGCAUUAACAGUGCACUAGUUAAAGGAUUCUCUUACAUUUAAAAAUGAGCAUAAACAAGAUUUUAGAAUAUCAUAGGCAGUACAGAUUGCACUAAAUUGCAUAUUUGUCAAUAAGUUAUCACUGUUUACAGCAGGGGAUAUUACUAAUGCAAUAUCAAUGCAGAAUUUAAUUACAGCAUAAGAGGAACAGAGUUGAUCUUUUUAUGAUUGCUUUUAAGUGCAGACAGUUAGGCCUUUUUAGUAUCCCCUUUUUAGGACCAAGCCAACCAAAUUCCUCCUAUCAGCUGAUCAUUAAUCCUGAUAUGCUGAAUCAGGUGAAGGCCAGGGCUCAAACCAACAAAAAAGUAGGUCUUAAAAAAAUAUGUCAGGUCUCCUGGGACUUCACUAGGAAGCGCUGAAGUGUAUACACAGCAGAUACACAGUUUGCAGAUCUUCCUUGACAUGGAACACAUACCAUGAAACCACUCUUAAUGCACACCUGUAUGCAUGGUGUUGAGGUGUAGUGUGGUAAAAAGCAUUUUCUGAGCAUAAAUAUGGUUUUGAAUCUCAUAAACCACAACUUUAAUGAAUAUGAUAGGAUCAUCCUUGUUCCAAUAAGAAAAAAAGUUAAAAGCACAGAAAAAUAGCUGUUGUGAAGAUUGCCUACUCCCUUUUACUGUAAGUGUGCUUUGUUUGUGUAAA